AUGAAGCUGCCCGUGAGUUCUUGGGAUGCUAUUAUGGUACCUAUAGUGCUCUCGAAAAUUCCAACCACCGUUCAACGCCACUGGAAUCUGAGCUUGUCAACAUCGGAGAUUCCUAACUUGGAGGAAUUGCUGAAAUUUUUGGAAAGGCGUGCGCAUAGACUUGCCUGUGAUUCGGUUGCUGCUAUUGUCCCUCGAAAGAUCGGGACCGCCCUGCCGGAUGGACGCAAAGGGAAUCGCUCGUUACAAACCCAUCUCGCCAAGGCUGGAGAAGGGACAUGUGUUAAGUGUGUGGGAGAACAUCGUAUCAUGCGCUGUCGUGCAUUACUAGAGCUGGGACCGGAGGAGCGCUUCAAGGCACUGAAAGCUACCGACUUGUGCUUCAAUUGCUUGAAGAGGGGUCACAUGACCCGUCAAUGCCCUUCAGGUGGAUGUAAACGUUGCGGCCGAAGGCACAAUACUUUAUUUUGCCGUGAAGACCCAUCCAACUCAUCCGUCGGGGCACCAAAGCGCGACUCUUUAAAGGGUAAACCAUUAGUUUCAUGCUUGACUUACGGUCAUCCUACGGUACUGUUAGCAACGGUCUGUGCUUAUGCUAUUGGAGACUCGCAUCAACGUCGCCUUGCACGAAUUCUCUGCGAUCCAGGUUCGCAGGCAAGCUUCAUAACUGAGAGAUUAGCAAAUCAAUUACAACUACGCAGGUUCAGACAUAAUGUAGCAGUAGAAGGUAUCGGGGCAUCGAACCAUACGCGUACUUCAGGUAGUGCGCAACUCACUUUGAAAUCUCACCUUUCGAACUUUGCGAUCAACCUGAAUGUUCUGAUUAUUCCUUCAAUCACCUCGCCAACGCCAGGGGUUCAUAUUGUUACUUCUGGAUGGACCCAUUUGCACGGACUUCCGCUUUCGGAUCCUCACUUCGGUACUCCAGCCCCUGUCGAUAUUCUCCUCGGAGCGGAUGUUUGGGACAUCAUUGUGGAGGCAGGCAUUAUCAGUGGUAAGGCGAAUCAGCCGCAUGCCCGAUCCACUCGUUUUGGUUGGGUGGUAUUUGGCCCAGCUACCGAAGCAAAUUUGACUGAAUCACCUUUCCAAUCACUCCACGCGCAAAUCGAUGAGUCUGAAACGCCGUUGGAUGAGCUCGUUCACAAAUUUUGGCAGUGGGAGGAACUUCCUUCUUUGGCGCAUAGUGUCAACACCAGCGAAUGUGAACGCAUUUUUGCCGCGACACAUUCCCGCAAUAGUGAAGGGCGAUAUGUGGUCCACUUACCGUUCCGCAGCACAUUAGCGUCUCUGGGUGAUUCCCAUACAUAUGCACUACAGCAAUUCCUACGGAUAGAAAAAAUACUGGCAUCCAAUGAGGAUCUGCGUUCGAAGUACGUAGAUUUUAUGCGUGAAUAUUCAGCUUUAGCACACAUGGAGCCCGUAACAACACAUCCUUCGACAGCGUACUACAUCCCUCAUUAUGCUGUGUUGGGAAAAUUUAGGGGGGUUUUUAACGCCUCGGCCCGGACUUCCAGUGGGGUAUCCUUAAAUGAUAUUCAAAUGGUUGGACCUCAAAUUCAAGAGCCUUUGCUUAAUAUUUUGUUUCGGUUUCGACGACAUCGGGUGGCGCUGACGGCGGAUAUUGAGAAAAUAUUUCGGCAGGUACUUGUCACUGCUCCGCACCGCAACUAUCAGCGUAUUUUGUGGCGUGAACGUCCAGUCGAGCCGAUUGGAAUAUACCAGCUGACUACCGUUACGUAUGGUAUGGCAUGUAGCCCGUUUAACGCUUUACGCGCACUCCAUCAAUGCGCUAAUGACAAUCAAGCCCUCGUAGUAGAUCCCCGACGGGCUGCAGAAGCUCAGAACAUAAUACUUUCCUCCUUCUAUGUUGACGACUUCCUGUGA
This is a messenger RNA of Rhagoletis pomonella (apple maggot), 1881 nucleotides long. RefSeq lists its product as uncharacterized. Bases 1 to 1881 code for a protein of 626 amino acids. The transcript has a single exon. NCBI's taxonomy places the organism in Eukaryota, Metazoa, Arthropoda, Insecta, Diptera, Tephritidae. Gene Ontology annotation, molecular function: nucleic acid binding; zinc ion binding. The record is from RefSeq and is a predicted model, not a curated record.